UUUUAUUUACACGAAAGAAAAUGUUAUUACGAAAAGCUAGCCUGCACGGAAUACCGAAUUUAAAGAUUACUGGUGAUUCUCCAUUGAUCUUAGCUUAGGAAGCAGCAUUUUUUCGUCCUGAUUCGUUUGAGACAGAGAUCGGAGUGGCGUUUAGUAUGGAAAAAGAUGUGGAGUAUGUCACAUUUACGUGUAACGACCAUCUCAAAAAGACCUUCAGACGUUUUGAAAAUUUCCGAAAAAAUUCAAUACUCUGUGACAUCAAGCUUAUCGUCGAGGAAAAGAAAAUACAAGCUCAUAAACUGGUUUUGGCGGCAUUUAGUGAUUACUUCAGUGCCAUGUUUACUGGAGAUAUGUCUGAAACAAGUCAGUCCACAGUCCACCUGACAGAUAUGAAUUCGGUUGCCGUAGAGGCACUCAUUCAAUACGCCUACACUUCUGAAAUCCAAAUCAGGGUUGAUAAUGUCGAAAAUUUACUAUCGGUUGCUUGUAUACUACAGAUUGAAGAAGUAAAAAAAGCAUGUAGUGAAUUUAUGAGCAAUCAACUUCAUCCUUCGAACUGUUUAGGGAUUCGUGCGUUCGCAGACGGCCAUGGUUGUGACGGCUUAUUUAAUGCCAGCGAUCAGUACACAAAAGACCAUUUUGUUGAAGUAAUAGAUAACCAAGAAUUCUUUGUUUUGCCCGAUGAACGUUUGGCCGAACUUCUUUCGAGUGAUGAAUUAAAUGUUCCUUCCGAAAGUCAAGUUUUUGCCGCGCUCAAAACUUGGACACAACAUGACUUACAGAACAGAAAACAGUUUCUUCCUCGCUUGUUGUCCCUAGUACGACUCCCUCUGUUAUCUACACAAUACCUCAUAGACCAUGUUGAAUCUUGUCCACUGUUUCGUGACCUGAGUCCAUGCAGAGAGCUGAUACUGGAAGCGAUGAAGUAUCAGCUCUUACCAAACCGAAAGCUUCAGAUGCAAUCAUCUAGGACGAAACCCAGAAAAUCUACUGUGGGAAAAUUAUUCGCAGUAGGAGGAAUGGAUUCCUCUAAGGGUGCUAUAAACAUAGAAGAAUAUGAUGUACGCAAGAACACUUGGACCCUUGUGGGACCCAUGGCAUCAAGGCGAUUGCAGUUUGGAUUAGCAGUUUUAGAUGGUAAAUUAUUUAUUGUUGGUGGUCGUGAUGGACUCAAGACGUUAAACACAGUAGAGUGCUAUAAUCCUGUAACUGCACAGUGUUCACCAGUGACUUCUAUGAAUACCCAUCGGCAUGGUUUGGGCGUGGCUGUUUUGAAUGGUCCUCUAUAUGCUGUUGGAGGGCAUGAUGGAUGGUCAUACUUGAGCACCGUUGAGAGGUAUGACCCAGAAACUAAGCAAUGGAGUUUUGUCACAGCUAUGAGUACCCCUCGCAGCACAGUAGGAGUUGCUGUUUUGGAUGGCAAACUUUAUGCUGUGGGUGGAAGAGAUGGUUCGUCAUGCUUAAAGUCAGUGGAAUGCUAUGAUCCCAAUACUAACAGAUGGACUUUAGUAUCUCCAAUGUUAAAACGAAGAGGAGGUGUUGGUGUUACUGUGCUUGGCAAUUUUCUGUAUGCCAUGGGAGGACAUGAUGCUCCAGCGAGCCAAGACUCUUGUAGACAGUUUGAAUCUGUUGAGCGAUACGACCCCAAGACAGACCAGUGGACAAUGGUUGGGUCUAUGAUAAACUGCAGGGAUGCAGUAGGUGUGUGUUGUUUAGGUGACAAACUGUAUGCAAUUGGAGGAUACAAUGGGUCCAAGUAUUUAAGUGCUGUUGAAGUGUACGACCCACUUACAAAUGAAUGGAAACAAGUAGCUUCUCUAAACGCAGGCAGAGCUGGAGCCUGUGUUGUAGCUGUUCCUAAUUAUAUAAAAUGAUAUCUGAAGUCCAACCCCAGAAAAAGUUAACCCAAUUAUUAAAACUCCUCUCAUUCUAAAGAUUUAUAUAUUUCCUUAUUGAGGGGAUUAACAUUUUAAACCUUUCUCCCCUACAAAGGAAUAAUCAUUCUCAUCAAGGUGUUGGUUUACAAAUCUGGUACAUUAAAAUAUCGACUUUUUAUCAUGAGCCACAAUGUCUAGCAUUCCCAGAUUAUCAUGAUUCAGAUUCCUUUCAGGAACUCAGAUACUUUUUUGCCUGAGUUCAUCUGGAUAAUAUUUAAUUAUUUAAUAAAAAUAGACCCCUGGAAAUAAUUCUAGCAUCAAUCCCUGUGAGGCACUGAUAUUAUUAUAAUAUCAAUAACUUUGAAUGAGGAGAAGACUCAUAAGAAAGUAGUUGCACAAUCUUGCUAGAAAUUCUGUAAAUUUAUGGGACAGACAUGAUAGCAUACAUAAGCCACAGAAUGAACCUGGUCAACUGGAGUUUGCAUUUUAACUCUUAUUUCUUAUCCCUAGACUGUGUGCAGCCAGACUUUUCCCUUGUAUAGUAACAGUUAAUUAGGUCGGCUGCAUGCAGGCUACUUAUCUCCAGGUCAUAUUUGUUUGUUUGUUUGAAGUUUUGAUUUGUUUGUCCACUUAAUUGCRCUCUUAUCCUGAGGAGUAUCAGCAUACGUUUCAUGUUCUUUUGACUUCUAGAAAUCUCAAAACUAUUUUCCUAUUAAAAUCUUUUGACCUGUUGCC
Actinia tenebrosa (Australian red waratah sea anemone) is the source of this 2612-nucleotide messenger RNA. RefSeq names its product kelch-like protein 5. Lineage: Eukaryota; Metazoa; Cnidaria; Anthozoa; Actiniaria; Actiniidae. Gene Ontology annotation, molecular function: protein binding. The record is from RefSeq and is a predicted model, not a curated record.